AUGAACACCUACCCGCCCCGACGUCUGCGAUACAUUGUGCUGGCACUUGUGAGCGUCGUGGUCAUCUUCUCUCUCCUCCCGACAUAUAACAAACAGACAGCUGGGCAAAGUCCGAACGUGCAGAGCCCGUCAACGGGGCGCAUACAACACCUCUUUAACAAGGAAAGCGACGCCGACAAGCGCAUCCGAACCGACCGCCAAAAACAAGUGCGCGAGGCAUUCCAACACGCCUGGAAGGGUUACAGAGACAAUGCAUGGAUGCACGAUGAGCUCAUGCCGCUCUCGGGCGGCCAUAAAGACCCCUUUGUGGGUUGGGCAGCCACACUGGUAGACGGCCUCGAUGCGCUUUACAUAAUGGGACUCACCGACGAGUUCGAGAAUGCCGUCAAGGCUGUGGAGUCAAUUAACUUUUCGCGACCAAAUUCCGAACGUGUCCCUGUCUUCGAAGUCACCAUUCGCUAUCUAGGCGGACUCCUCGGCGCGUAUGAUAUUAGCGGCGGAAAGCACCCGCUGCUUCUCAAAAAGGCUGAUGAGCUUGGCGAACUCCUAUACAAAUCCUUUAAUACGCCAACGGGCAUCCCUGUUCCCUACUACUGGUGGGACAAGCCCAAUGAUAACCUUCAAGGCGAGAACGGUGUGCUCGUUGCGCAGAUUGGGUCUCUGUCGUUGGAGUUUACGCGGCUGGCCCAGCUGACGGGCAAGAAGAAGUACUUUGACGCCAUCUCCAAGAUUACUGGCUACUUGGGAGAAGGGCAAAGCAAAACACAAAUUCCAGGACUGUGGCCUUCGCAGGUAGACACGACGGGUCCGUCUUUUGAUGGUUCAGCAUUUACUCUCGGCGCGUGGGCGGAUUCGCUAUAUGAAUACUUGCCAAAGCAACAUCUUCUGCUCGACGGCAAGACGGACACCUACUUGAAAAUGUACCAUAGUGCCUACGAGAGCAUGGUCAAGUACCACUUCUUCCGACCAAAGGCCCCAGGAAACCCAGACAUCCUCUUCCCCGGCUCGCUAAUUGCACGAGGCAGAGGCAAUACCCCCUCGCUCAAUGACGAAGUACAGCACCUGGGCUGUUUUGUCGGUGGCAUGGUCGGCUUAGGCUCGCGCAUCAACAACUCGGCCAAGGAGCUGGAAGUCGCCAUCCAACUCACUGAUGGCUGUGUGUGGGCGUACCAAAAUACAGCUAGCGGCAUCAUGCCUGAGAUUUUCCACAUCGCAGCCUGUCCUGCCAGUGGCAAAUGCGAGUGGACAGAUACAGGGCACACCGCGCCAGGACACCAGUACGGCUUCACAGAGCUUUCUGACACAAGCUACCAGCUGCGUCCAGAGGCCAUUGAAUCUGUUUUCAUCAUGUACCGUCUGACGGGAGAUCGAGAGUGGCAGAAUAAGGGCUGGAAGAUGUUCCAGUCGAUUAUAAAGCAUACGACGACGAAGCUGGCCAACGCGCGCAUUAGCGAUGUUACAAGCUCGUCACCAAAGCAAGACGAUUCCAUGGAGAGCUUCUGGCUCGCUGAGACACUGAAGUAUUUCUACUUGCUUUUUAGCGAACCCGAUGUUGUUAGUCUGGAUGACUAUGUGUUGAAUACGGAGGCCCACCCUCUGCGACAACGAGAUCACUUACUAGGCUAA
This is a messenger RNA of [Torrubiella] hemipterigena, 1626 nucleotides long. The record is from the annotation of a GenBank genome assembly. Lineage: Eukaryota; Fungi; Ascomycota; Sordariomycetes; Hypocreales; Clavicipitaceae.